Molecule: messenger RNA, 321 nt
Organism: Suillus bovinus
Lineage: Eukaryota; Fungi; Basidiomycota; Agaricomycetes; Boletales; Suillaceae
Exons: 3
Coding region: 1-321 (106 amino acids)
Source: RefSeq, a predicted model, not a curated record
AUGAACAACAGCAACUAUGCAAAUGCAAAUGGAGAGAUUGCCUACAAGAUACCUCAGCAUCUUCUUCAACACACUCCAAGGCCUCGGGAGGUGGUGUUUGUGUUGACAGGAAACCAGUUGGAACUUAUGUACAAUACCUGGGUUGUCGUGCGGCGCCGUGUGUGUCAACGCAUCUAUCAACCAGAGUUGCCGUUUCCUCCAUACCCCCCGCACCCGGUCUGGUCAGACGAGGCACAAUCAAUGAUGAUCCUGUGGGUUGCGAGAGAGCGUCACAUGUUCGAAUUGGAGAUGGCUGAACUUGAGCACAUACUGGGACUUUGA